AAAGCAUAUAUAAAACUGAUGAAAUGUAACUUCCAUAUUUAUUAAACCAUGUUGCGUUGGUAUUAUGUGUUUAUAUUUUUCGCGUCUGUGCAUUCGCAGACUACGAACGUACAACAAUGUAGGAGAAACUCGGGCGAACUGCCGAUCAAUGCUUACAUCGAAGGAUGUAUCGAUCCGCCAUGCGCGCUGACGCAACUUGAAGACUGCGUCAUUCACAUUGUCUUCAGAGCUCCUCGCCAGAUCCGGUCUAUGCGGACAUUAGCUACCGCUGAGGUGAUCCCUUUGCCUGUCCCGAUUGACUAUCCCCUUGAAGAACGCGCAGUGACCUGCAACUUCCUCACCAACACCUUCUGCCCCCUACAAGAAACUGAAGUUGUCCAGUACACACUUAAAAUGUUCAUAGAAUCCAUCUUCUACGCGGGCAUUAGAGCGAACAUAGAGUUCAGAAUUGUGGAUCAAGAUAAUCAGCCAGUGAUGUGCUUGCGUGCCGGCAUCGUCAUUGUGCGAGGAAAUAACGCCCGUGCAGCGAACACUACUGUUUUAGAUCUUACGGACAUGUGAUCUAUGUUUAUACAGUUAUCUCAAUUAUAUAAGUUAAGAGACAAUUUAUUUUUAA
Molecule: messenger RNA, 616 nt
Organism: Manduca sexta (tobacco hornworm)
Lineage: Eukaryota; Metazoa; Arthropoda; Insecta; Lepidoptera; Sphingidae
Gene: Npc2d
Exons: 4
Coding region: 49-561 (170 amino acids)
Source: RefSeq, a predicted model, not a curated record